This is a messenger RNA of Leptinotarsa decemlineata (Colorado potato beetle), 3106 nucleotides long. RefSeq lists its product as uncharacterized. Gene Ontology annotation, cellular component: nucleus. The record is from RefSeq and is a predicted model, not a curated record. Gene Ontology annotation, biological process: regulation of transcription by RNA polymerase II. Gene Ontology annotation, molecular function: DNA-binding transcription factor activity, RNA polymerase II-specific. Lineage: Eukaryota; Metazoa; Arthropoda; Insecta; Coleoptera; Chrysomelidae.
AAACUACAGAAAUAGUCGUAGAAAACUCCUUCACAAAUAAAUGAAAACCUUAAAUGUUUACAAUGAAGGUAUGCAGCACAUAAAAUAGUGUGAUGUCGAAUUUACUAUUCAAGUGUAUGAGUGACAAUGCCAAAACAUGGAUCUCUUUAUCUUUUUUUAGUUUUUGGAGUCUGUGUUUUCUCUUCAAUGGCCAGUCCAUAUUACUAAGUCACUGCUAGAAACUAUGCAUUCCUAUUAAGAAAUAUAUUCUAAAAUCAAUUAUUCAAUUACUUAUAUACAUAUACGUGCUUUGUGAUAUUAAGUAUAUUCGACGACAGAUAACUAUUUCUUCAAACAUCAAUCUGUAAUCGAUAAUGGCUUCUGCUGAAUGUGGUAUGUUAAUCAAGAGAGAAGUGGAAUCUGUUGUUACUGAAAGUGAUUUCAACAGCCCUGAACAAAAAUAUGAUUCAGUUGAAGACAAGCCUGAAAUUUUCACAGAAAAAAUUAAAAUUGAGGAAAACAUUGAUAUGGUUCAUCAGGAUCUCAAAAUGGAAAAUUGUAAGGAGGAACUAAUGGAAAGCUCAUUUUGUGAAGUGUGUGGGGGAGGUUUUGUUAGUUCAACGAAUUGCUUCAGCAUCAAAUAUUUUAAAAUGUGUUGCUGUCAAACUGAAAUGGAAUCUACAAAAACUGUACAAGGCGAAGAAGAUACGAUUCAGGAUUUGAAACUUUUUGACUCAAUGUCAGAUCCUGGAGAUAUUAAAACAGAGGUAGACUGCUUUGAGACGAAAGAGGAUAUUAUGAAUGAACAUAUACCAUCAGCAUUAAUUGAAAAUGAGUUUGUUGCUGGAAAUUGUCUCAUUGGGAAAAAUGAGAUGGAAAGAAAUUUGCAAAUCCAAGAAAAUCUUCAUAAUGGGGAAAUGGAAUUUACCAAGGAGAAAUUAUUUAAAUGUAACAUCUGUCCAAAAAUGUUCUCUAAGAAUUAUCAUUUGAAAGAACAUGAAAAAAUUCAUACUGGGCUAAAGCCGUUUCAGUGUAAAAUCUGUUCGAAAUCAUUCAGACAAAAUAAAAAUUUGAAAGAACAUGAAAAAGUUCAUACUGGAGAAAAGCCGUUUCAAUGUGAAAUGUGUCCAAAAUCUUUCCGUAAAAGUGCUGGAUUGAAAUAUCAUGAAAAAACGCAUACAGGAGAAAAGCCUUUUCAAUGUAAAAUGUGCUCAAAAUCGUUUAUUCAGAAAAGUGCCUUGAAACGCCAUGAAAAUAGACAUACUGGAGGAAAAUCCUUUCAGUGCAAAUAUUGUGGAAAAUCCUUAAGUGAGAGUAGAAAACUUGAAGUCCAUUUGAGAAUUCACACUGGAGAAAAACCGUUCGUGUGUAAAAUAUGCGCAAAGCCAUUCAUUAGUAGUACUUCUUUGAAAUACCAUGAAAUGACUCAUACCGGUCUUAAACCAUUUCAAUGUAAACUCUGUUCUAAAUCUUACUUUCGAAUAUCCAAUUUGAAUUCGCAUGAAAAAAUGCAUACCAAAGAAAAACCCUUUCAAUGUAAAGUCUGCUCAAAGUCAUUCAAUGCAAAUAAUAGUUUGAUAAUACAUGAAAAAGUUCAUGCAGGAGAUCUCAGUGGUGAAGAGGUUACUAGUGGGGAAACUUACAUUGGACAAAAACCAUUUCAAUGUAAAUUUUGUUUGAAGUCUUUCAAUUAUUCUUCAAAAUUCUUGAGGCAUUUGAGGACUCAUACAGGAGAAAAGCCAUUUCAGUGCAAGAGCUGCUCAAAGUCAUUCAUUGACACUACAUCUUUGAAGUACCAUGAAAGAACCCAUUCUGGAGAAAAACCAUUCAAGUGUAAAAUCUGUUCAAAAGAUUUCUCUCUAAAAAGUAAUUUGAGUGUCCACGAAAAGCUCCACACCGAAGAAAAACCAUUUCAGUGUAAAGUGUGCUCUAAAAGAUUCAAUCGAAAAGAGACUUUGAAAUACCAUGAAAAAAUUCACACAGGAGAAAAAACGUUUCAGUGUAAAAUAUGCUCAAAGUCCUUUAUCCAAAGAAAUACUUUGAGAAAGCAUGAAAAAAUUCAUUUAUGAAAACGGACUUUUGUAGAGAGAUUAUUUAUUUGGAAACAAAAUAUGUUCACAUUUCUACUUCUUUCUGAUAAAAAAUGGUGAGCAAAUUCAUUUAUCACAUGUCUUCUUCGUCGUAGCACCUCUGCAUCACACAUUGUGCUUUCAUAGCUUCUUCUUAAGGUGUCUGAGCUCAUCGGUAUUACUAAUGAAAUCUUCCAGGUCAUCAGCGAGAGCUUUUCAGCUUCCUAACUCCUGAUUCUAUCAAAAAAUCUGGGAGACUAGGUGGUGCAGCAAAAAAAUGGUUUAGUUGCCUCUUCGAGAGCAAAAUAUCUACCUUGAAUCAACAACAAACUCCUCCAGAUACAGUUUUCAGAUCUCUGGAAGAUCUCACAACAAAAGAAUAGUCAGCUUUGUUAAGAAGAAGGAAUAAUAAUUAAAUGAUCGAAUUUGAAUAAGCCUUAGAGAGUUGGAGUGUAUUUUGCUGCGCAAAUACAACUGCAAGGCAACUAGUUGAAACAAGAGCCCAAAAACGCACUUGAUGCAGCACCAUGCAGCAUGUUUUGACAUGACAUAGGUCUCAUCAGUGGUGCUAGACUGGUCAAAUGGCGCCAUCUAGUGUUGGAUUACAAAUGCUUUGGUUUUAUGGUCUGGUUUGAACUGGUUGCCUUGCAGAAAAAGACAAAAGGAAAGUCUCAUUUGUCAUGGAAGUAUCAGAAAUUUACAAUGGUAAUUGUAACAGACAGAGGAUGAUCUGUUGUUUUAUAGCUGUUAUAUCUGUUGAAUUUCUAAAGAAAAUGUUUAUGUCUGCUAAAUAUUUCAAUGUAAAAUCAAAUGUAAAAUCUCAGCCAAUUGGAUAUCAUAUUAGGAAAAUGUGAUUUAUGUCUAAAAUCCAUCCAAAAUAGCGUGAAUAAAUUUAUACUGGACAAAAAUUGUUUCAGUGUAAUCCAAUUUCAUUCAUUAGAACUAGAAGUAGUCAUUUUAUUUUAUUUCUCAACAUUGUUAGGUUACAGUCAUAUGUAUGACUCUAGUUAUUAGUUAUUAUUAUUAUUGGUUAAGGACAUAUUAUUAUUGUUUACUGA